AAACGGUCAUCAACACCCCCACCUCCCAACUCUGCACACCGCCGCAGCCACCAGGUCAUGUCAUUUGCCAAUUAAGUCGAAUAAUAGAGGCGUCGAACUUAUCAUUCAAUCCCAUCCCACGCCAAUUAUUUCAACUGAAUUCUAAGUGUGUUUUAUCUUUUAUGAAAGGUUGAGUAGUCCAGAGACGGGAGCAGUCGACUCGGCUGAACUUAGAUUGUACCGCAUACCUUUUGACUCAGCUGAAGUUGGAUUGUACCGCAGACCAUUCGACUCAGCUGAACUUAGAGUGUACCGCAGACCAUUCGACUCAGCUGAACUUAGAUUGUACUGCAGACCAUUCGACUCGACUUAGCUUAAAUUGUACCACACAAGCGAUGAGGCUCCAAGCUGUACUUAUGCUUCUUUGCAUCGCCUCAUGGCUCAGCGGCACAGAGUCUGACGGGAGAAAAGGUGAUUGACCUAAUUGUACUACGUAUUUUCAGUGCGUUUAACAAACACAUGUAUCUAUUUAUGCCUGGAUGUAAUGAAUGUUGCGCUUGAAUACCAUCAUGCGUCUUAAUUAAACAAAUAAAACUGUUUUUAUAAAGACACACGUCUUUGGGUCAUUGAGUUUCUCAAUAUCAUGGAAUGAAUUAUUUUAAUUAUUUACAAAUUAUUACCAUUAUUUUAUGCACGUUGCAAAAUAUGUGAUUUACUUUUAGCAUUAAUUCAAAUUAUUGAAAUACAAUAAAUGUCAAAUUUGCUGUAAGUAAUAACAUCGUGAAGCUUAAUUCUUUUCAGAAUAUUUACUAUAUAGCAAAAUUUUGAAUCUAUACUAUUUUAUUUAUUUAAAAUGUAUAUCACUGUAAAAAUUGUUGUUUCAAUUAAAUUUAUACUAGAGAAAGUGUCAACGGGUGUAAUCCGGUAUUGGAAUUGGCGUCUCGUUAUGGUCUACUUUCUAGUGUAAAGUGUUGCUUUAUUUAAACACUUCCAACGUGUCAUUGACUAGCUUUGUGUCAACGAAAAAGGAAAAAGAUCAUUUCCAAAGUCCAAUGUCUACAAAUUGUUCAGUUCUGAGAUAGUGUAUCUCUUUAAAAAUUAGUCGCACGUUAUUUCAAUGUGUUUCAACAAUGUUCUCAGAGUCGCACGUUAUUUCAAUGUGUUUCAACAGCGUUCUCAGAGUCGCACGUUAUUUCAAUGUGUUUCAACAAUGUUCUCAGAGUCGCACGUUAUUUCAAUGUGUUUCAACAAUGUUCUCAGAGAAUUAGUUCAAGGUUUUUAUUUUGAUGAUUAUUUUUUUAAAUUGUAUUUGUAAAAAUCUAAAUUUGAAUGCCCCGACUGUAUGGAAAUGAGGUUUUAACAUAUUCUUAUGAUUAUAAAAAAGCCCUUUCUCAUUCUCUUCUCACCUAAUGUAUAACUAUAUUCUAACUGAAAUGCCCAAACAUUUGACCACGUCCCUGAACUUUUGUAAAAUGUACUGAUUGCCAUUGGUUGUUAGAGUUAGAGUCGAAUCGAAGUGUUGAUAAUGUACUGAUUGUCAUUGGUUAGAGUAAGAGUAGAAAUGUUGAUAAUGUACUGAUUAAAAUCUGAACCCACAUCAGCCUUAAUUUCUAUAUAUUUUUUUUAUAACAAGCGGAGCCCCAAUUUGACAUCAAAAAGAUUGGAUGUGAAGUGGGGGGGGGGGGGGGGGGCCCAUUUGAUCUUUUUUUUUUUAUAGUGUCCCUGCCGGGAAAGUUGAGGAUCCUCCUUUUAGUUUUUUUUUUAAUUAUUUUUUAUAAUUAUAACAAGCGGAGCCCCAAUUUGACAUCAAAAAGAUUGGAUGUGAAGUGGGGGGGGGGGGGGCGGGGCCCAUUUGAUCUUUGUUUAUUUAUAGUGUCCCUGCCAGGAAAGAUGAAGAUCCUACUUUUAGUUUUUUUUUUAAAUCAUUUUUAUAAACAUUGAGUUUGCUCGUAUCGGGGCAAUAUCCACCCACUUCCCGUCAACCUAUCAAGCUGAAACUUGGCACAUAGACUCAUUGCAAAGGCAAAAAGUUGUUUAUGAACUCUGGUAAAGGUAUCGUCGUAAGCUGCUUACAUCUCUUAAGUAAGAAAUCCGUUAGGUCUUGAUUCCCUUUCAGAACCAUCUCAACGGCUCCUGACGUUCCUGUCCUUGUACAGCGGCAGCUUCGGCAAUGCCCAGCAGGUCAAGCAGGAACUUGACAGCCUCGGCCAUGCUGUCCACGACGCGAUCGAUGGAGCCUUCAGAUCAGUGUCGGUGCCGGCACUUCCUGAUGUAAUGUUUUGAUGAUUAUCUCUCCCUCUCUUUCUGCCAGUCUCACACACAAACUCUCUCAUACACACACAAGCACUCACUCUAUCUCUCUCACACACUCUCUCUAUCUCCCUCUCUCUCAUAAAAACAUUAUUUCUCUCUAUCACUCUCUUUCUCUCUCUCACAUACAAGUAUGUUUUCCCUCUCUCUGUCUCUAUCUCUCUCUCUGAUCACACUAUCUUACUAUCUCUGUCACGUUCCCCGCUCUCUCUUUAUCUCAUCUCUCUCUCUACAACCCAGCCUCACUUAUACGACCCCCAAACUCACUCCUACGACACCAGCUUCACUCCUACGACCCAGCCUCACUCCCACGACCCAGCCUCACUCCUAUGACCUAGCCUCACUCCUACGACCUCACCUUCACUCCUACGACCAGCCUUACUCCUACGACCCAGCCUCACUCCUACGACCCAGCCUCACUCCUACGACCUCACCUUCACUCCUACGACCUCACCCUCACUUUUAUGACCCAGCUUCACUCCUACGACCCAGCCUCACUCCUACGUCCCAGCCUCACUCCUACGACCCCAGCCACAUCCCAUGCCCAUUCAAUUAUUCAUCAAUUGAUGGCAUGUAUAUGUUGUUUUAGACUAGUUUCUAAUUAGACUUCCCUACUUCUAUUAGGAAAUUACAAUGUGUAUGUAUAUAGGUAGUUAGGUAUGUAUAUAAAUAGUUAAGUAAGUAUAUAAGUAGGUAGCUAGGUAAACAGGUAGUUAGGUUGCUAGGUACAUAGGUAGCUAUAUAGGUCGGUAGGAAUGGAUGAAUUUAGCCGUAGUUAAGUAUACAGCCAUUUAGGCAGGUAUGUUGGUAAGUAGGCAUGUAGGCUAUAGGCAUGAAGAUAGGCAGGCAAGCAGAUAGGUAGGUAGGUAGGUAGGGUGGCAAUGUGUAUAUAGGUAGGUAGGCACUGUGUAAGUAGGUAGGUGGGAAAUGUGUAUGUAGGUAGUUAGGCAGUGUGUAUGUAGGUAGGUGGGAAAUGUGUCUGUAGGUAGGUAAGCAGUGUGUAUGUAGGUCUGUAGGCAAUGUGUAUGUAGGUAGGUGGCAAAUGUCUCUGUAGCUAGGUAGGCAGUGUGUAUGUAGGUAGGUAGGUUUUAGGUAGGCUAGGGUUUCGUUGACGUCACCAGCAGGUAUUUCAAUGAAAACCAUUUAUUUCAGAAACUUACAUUUUAUUUGGAGCAAGUCGUUUACGGUGUCGUGAAGAGGAUGUUGAUAUUGGUGAUAGAUGAGGAUGACAUGGGGGCCAUUCGUAUUGACCCCUACAACUUCACAGACCCGACCAAGUACUCAGUGUGAGGAAGACGCAGACAUAUAUCUGAAGUCACACUUGUGUCCACGCAAUUGUCCUAACAUACAAAUGUAUUUGUUAAAACGCAAUUGUCCUACCACAACCAUGCUUUUGUGUCGACGUACUUGUCCUACCACAACCAUGCUUUUGUGUAGACGUACUUGUCCUACCACAACCAUGCUUUUGUGUCGACGUACUUGUCCUACCACAACCAUGCUUUUGUGUAGACGUACUUGUCCUACCACAACCAUGCUUUUGUGUAGACGUACUUGUCCUACCACAACCAUGCUUUUGUGUAGACGUACUUGUCCUACCACAACCAUGCUUUUGCGUAGACGUACUUGUCCUACCACAACCAUGCUUUUGUGUAGACGUACUUGUCCUACCACAAACAUGCUUUUGUGUCGACGUACUUGUCCUACCACAAACAUGCUUUUGUGUCGACGUACUUGUCCUACCACAACCAUGCUUUUGUGUCGACGUACUUGUCCUACCACAACCAUGCUUUUGUGUCGACGUACUUGUCCUACCACAACCAUGCUUUUGUGUCGACGUACUUGUCCUACCACAACCAUGCUUUUGUGUAGACGUACUUGUCCUACCACACCCAUGCUUUUGUGUAGACGUACUUGUCCUACCACAACCAUGCUUUUGUGUCGACGUACUUGUCCUACCACACACAUGCUUUUGUGUCGACGUACUUGUCCUACCACAACCAUGCUUUUGUGUAGACGUACUUGUCCUACCACAACCAUGCUUUUGUGUAGACGUACUUGUCCUACCACACCCAUGCUUUUGUGUAGACGUACUUGUCCUACCACACCCAUGCUUUUGUGUAGACUUACUUGUCCUACUAAAACCAUGCUUUUGUGUAGACGUACUUGUCCUACCACAACCAUGCUUUUGUGUCGACGUACUUGUCCUACCACAACCAUGCUUUUGUGUAGACGUACUUGUCCUACCACAACCAUGCUUUUGUGUAGACGUACUUGUCCUACCACAACCAUGCUUUUGUGUCGACGUACUUGUCCUACCACACACAUGCUUUUGUGUAGACGUACUUGUCCCACCACACACAUGCUUUUGUGUAGACUACUUGUCCUUCCACAACCAUGCUUUUGUGUAGACGUACUUGUACUACCACAACCAUGCUUUUGUGUAGACGUACUUGUCCUACCACAAACAUGUAUUUGUUAAAACGCAAUUGUCCUACCAUAAACAUGUAUCUGUGGAGCGUUCAUCCAUAUCUAGACAGAGAUGACUAAGCAUAGUUAGUCAAGGUUAUUUGAUUAGGGACCAUCCCUAUAUUACGUACGCAAAAAUGUCUAAUCUUUGCCCCUCCCUACUUUUUACCCCAUUUUGAACGAGUACUUUUUGACGCCCACAUGCCUACUUUUUGAAGCCCUCAUGCGUACUUUUUGACGCCCUCAUGCGAACUUUUUGACGCCCCCAUGCGUACUUUUUGACGACCCCAUGCGUACUUUUUGACGACCCCAUGGGUACUUUUUGACGACCCCAUGCUUACGUACAAUUAGCGUUCGACCCUCCACUCAACCAGAUUUUUUUAAAAAUCAAAUUAUCUUUCUCCAAGUAUGACGUCACCGUCAACACAAUGUGCCACGGCUGUGUGGCGAGCCCAAGGGUUCCCAGAAUGUAGGCCGAAUGGCACUGGGUGACGUGUAGCCCUCGGAAAGGUUCUUGAGAGUGGGGCGAAGAGCAGCGUGUGCAAAACCAAGAAGGGUGGGGGGGGGGGGGGUGUUAUUAUAGUCUUCAGAAAGGACCUUAACAGUGGUAAAAGUUUAAACUCCUUUAUACAUAACGAAGACAAGGGGCGCUUUUUACUGCAAGGGGGGGGGGAGGACUUUUUUCUAUACGGGUUUCUCAAAGGGGCGUUAUGAAAUAUUACAUAAUUUACAUAAUUGUAUUUCCACCUUUAGUCCAAUGUGACAUCUAGGGGUCUUGUUGCAAAGAGUAACCCACUUAAGAAACUGCUGUAUGCAGUUAAUAGAUGGCGCUUUGUGACCUACAUUCGUGUUACAUUUAAUUUUUUUAUCCAAUCCUUUUUUUUAUUUUGCGUAUGUAUAGUCUAUCUGGAAGUUAACUAGUUAGAAUGUCACUGAGGGAGCCUGGUGCAUAGCUGAAUAGAGCAUAGGCGGCGGGCAUCGAUAAAUGUUGACAACUAAAGGGCUAGUCCAAGAAAAUGUACGUCAGACACACGUUGUACAUUCGUUGGUCUAAAUAUUACUGUAACAUAUUUACUACCGAGUGCUGUUUGGGCGAUAUCUAGCAAGUUUAUUUGUAAAAAAACAAGGCAACAUCAGGGUUUCUUUCAGCUGAAUCUCCGGGAGGGCACUGCCCCCCCCCCCGGGGGAAAGCCAAGUGCCCCCCGGAGCAAAAAUAUGUCCAACAAUAAAUCAACUGGCACUGCCCCCCCCCUUCCGAAAACUAUGAAGUGAACCCCGGGGGAAAAUUUCUGAAAUAAUCACUGGGCAACAUUAUGACGAUAAUGUCCUACAAAACUUUGCGUGACAUCUUUACAGCAUCGCAGAGUAGAAAUGCUAUUUUUUGUCUGUCAGAAUUUCAGGAUGAUUAUUGUAAAAAAAAAGUAUUGAAUGUACGUAAUUUCUGACGAUGACCACACCACCCACACCCCACACGCUGACAAUCACAAUCGAGACUACCCCCCCCCACCCUUCAGUACGUACGUACCAGGUGGGUGGCCCCUAGGUCAGCUGAACACACGGGGCGCUUUAAUUUGUGUUUCCUCCUGCUAAACCAACUGCAGCCCUGGCCAGUUUGACGUCACCAAAGACUUUGAUGAAGUCCGUCUUGAAGAUCUGAGCCCACAAAGACAAGAAUGCCAGAUAGUCUACAUGCAGACUGAGCUCAAUGUUUUUGUUGGUACCUUCCCGGAUUGUAACUGCAUUGAAAACGGGGUCAGUCAACGUUUCACAUUUAAACGAACAAAAAAAAAAUAAUAAUAAAUGCAUGACUUUGCUUCACGAGAUUAUACUUCAACUUUGUUUUAGCAGAUUAUGAGAAUUUGACAUUAUGAAAUUAUACCUAAGUAACUCUACAGGAGCAUACAUUUUAAAAAGCGUAAUUAUACAGAUGAAAAUAAAACCACGAUGAUCAUAUUUGUCACGUGGGCUCAUUGCAUUAUUCAACAUUCUAACUGUCCUUUAUUGGCUUAUUUAAAGCUUAGUCUAGUUAGAAUUUUCCAAGACGGAUGAGAAAGAAGGCUAAAUCAAGAGUAAUUAGUAAUCAUUUGAGUAAUGUCUUAGCGAUGCCAUCCAACUAUCUUCGCACAUUCUCCCAAUAUUUAUUUUUUAAUUUGAAAAAAAAAAUAAAUAAAUAAAUUGAAAUCAAUUUUUUCAAUGCAUUUUAAAACAUGUUUUUUAAUUAUUUCCUACUUUUGAACGGUUUGAACUCGUCUGUGAAAGAAAUUUUGUUUUUAAACGUGAUAAACGCUACACGUCUACAGUCAUCGCUUACAUACAGCAACUCUUGGAUAUUCAUAGAAUAGCAUCAUCAUCAUGUCCAUAAGUCCGUAGACCGUUGGGGCGCCACAGAUGACGUUUGAACCAUCCUCCUCCAUGUAGACCGUUGGGGCGCCACAGAUGACGUUUGAACCAUCCUCCUCCUUUCGUCUCUGUCUUCUGCAUAACGCGCAGCUUCGCCCAGUGUUAGUCCUGUUCACUCUUUGAUGUUAUCCUCCCAUCUUUUUCUUUGUCUCUCUCUUCUUCUCCCUCCUCUUGUAGUGCCCUCCAAUAUUUGGCAAGCCCUUGUUUCCUUGUUACGUGGCCGUACCAUUGUAGUGUGCGUUUUUCCACAGUCACCAGUAGGUCAUCGUACUCCCCAAUCGCCUGACGAACCCUUUCUUUCACUGUAUCAUUGGAGAUACGGUCCCUAUAGCAGAUGCCAAAAAUGAUUCUGAAGCAUCUCAUCUCCAUCGCCUUUAAUUUCCUGUCAAGAUCAGCUGUUAAUGUCCAGGACUCGCAGGCAUACAGGAAAAUGGAGAGGACUAAUGAGCGCAUCAGCCUGAUUUUGGUGCUGGGGGCUAUAUUUUUGUCGUUCCAUAUUUUCUUGAGCCUCUUUAGUGCUGUUGUAGUCUGCGCAAUCUUGGACAUCAGUUCGGACUUGGAGCCUUCUAUUGCUGAGACUAUUGCUCCUAGGUAUUUGAAGCGGCCUACAGUCUCUAGUCUUUCCUCCACGACCUUAAUUUCAAUGGUGAUGCCUGUAGUGCUUUUUGUCAUCAGUUUUUUCUUUUCGGCACUGAUUAGCAUGCCAUAGGACGACGAGGUCUUAUCGAGACGCUUUACCAGGUUGGCUAGUUCUUCUUCGUUCCAACCCAGCACGUCUUUGUCGUCCGUAAAGCGUAGGUUGGUGGUUUUUCUGCCACCAAUGCUGACUGUCCUUUCAUAUAACUAUACAUGUUUUUAGUGCUGUAUAAUUUUUAUAUAUAUUUUACACACACAAACACACGUAGGUCAGAACAAAGCCUUUUGUAUCAAUGUUUGUUUUAAAAAGUAUUUUAAAAAUCUACUUUAACUAAAAUGUAAAUAUUUUUAAAGAUUUAAUUUACAUUUAUUCAAAACGUGUAUUUUAACAUUUAUUUAACACCUAUUUUAAAAUAUAUUAAAAACAUCUAUUUUAAUAUUGUUAUAACUUUUAUUUUAGCAUUUCCUCAAACAUAUAUGUUAACAAUUAUUCCACAUCUAUUUGAUCAUCUAUUUGAACAGCUAUUUCAACAUCUCUUUAAAAUAUCUAUUUAAAUAUCUCUCUUUUUACAUCCUUCUAUCAAGCUUAAUUGAGGCUUUUUUGUUUAGCUUAAUCAAUCUCAUAUGUGAAUUUACUCCCUCAUUAAAUUAAUUAAAUGAACUACCAUCAGUUCUGAUCAAGAAAGAUAAGCCAAAUCUAUAAUAUAUAUUUUUUUUUUAAAUUGUGACACUUUGCUUGAGUCAUUUUUAUUUCAUGAUUGACUUGUGCUAGUGCGCAUGCGUUAAGUCAUAAGUCGAUCCGGUUGUCUCGUUCUACUUCAUAUUCUAACUGACGCCUUUACGAAUUGAAAUAUUUCAGGCACCCGGCAAGGGCGCCGUCACGCUGUCGUGUGGAGGCAUGACGGCAUUAGUCUAUUGGCGGGAGUCAAUCGAACAGGACAACAUCCUGCCCUACGAUUUCAAGAAGAUUGUCAGGUAAACUUGAUGGUUCAAAUAGAUGUUAGCUUCAGAAAGCUCAAAACUCAGCUGCUAGGUUAGUUAUAAAUUCUAAAGGCAUAGAAACAUGAUCACGUCACUCCACUACUUCACUCACUUUAUUUGCUCCCUUUAUAGGCACACACUGAUGACCAGCUGCCUGUUCUCUGUCACAACUUUUUCUCUGGUUCCUGCCAUUUCAAUCUUACUGAAAUUUUUACUGUCUUUUCAUCCCUUCGAAAGAUUGUCUCCUUCGCAGACACGCGUAUUCUUUCAGUUCCCAAAACACGCACCAAAACAUAUGGUGAACGAUCUUUCUCUUUUUGUGUCCCAAAACUGCGGGAUUCUCUCCCAUGACACAUACGCAAUAUAACAACCAUCACAGCCUUUAAAUUUGCCCGCAAGACCCAUCUCUUCACACUGUACUAUACAGACUAAUUCUCACCUACCUCUGACUGAUAAUCAACUUUCGAUGCUGCUGGCUGCUGUCUAUGGCUAGACAGGGGUAGAUAGUACUUGCGUGGUGCUGUCCAUGGCUAGACAGGGGUAGAUAGUACUUGCGUGGUGCUGUCCAUGGCUAGACAGGGGUAGAUAGUACUUGCGUGCUGCUGUCCAUGGCUAGACAGGGGUAGAUAGUACUUGUGUGGUGCUGUCCAUGGCUAGACAGGGGUAGAUAGUACUUGCGUGCUGCUGUCCAUGGCUAGACAGGGGUAGAUAGUACUUGCGUGCUGCUGUCCAUGGCUAGACAGGGGUAGAUAGUACUUGCGUGCUGCUGUCCAUGGCUAGACAGGGGUAGAUAGUACUUGUGUGGUGCUGUCCAUGGCUAGACAGGGGUAGAUAGUACUUGCGUGGGUGACGUCAAGCUUUUCACCAAUUGUUUUUUUUUUCCAACAUUUUCUGUAAGUGCUUACUUUAAUGAGCCUAGCUUCAGGCUGGGGUACUGCGCACUAUAAAACCACCUAAUAAUAAUAAUAGUAAUCUCUAAACUAAAAAGAAAAAUCAAGCCUGCUGAUGUGGAAGGCUUCUGACAUGCCGAUUUGCGGACCAAAGAUUCCGCUAUUCGGGCCGAGGAAUAAGCCUGAUUAGGGACAUGUUAGGUAAGAUCCAAUGACCUUCGGAUCAACUGGCUUACUGUUUUUCUCAAGAUAUUGGAUUAGAAGGCACAUAUUCUCUAAACGUCACACAUCCAACUUGCAGAUGUCACAUACCCUCUAAACCCUAAGCAAUGUACUGGCUUAAUGAUGUAUGCUCGCCAUGCGUCUCAUGGAGGCUGCACCGUUCUUUUAAAUCAAGGGAAACCAUUUACAUACUCAUCAAUAAUGUUUUGUUUUUUACAAUGAUGUUCUUUUAAAACUUUAAAUUAUUAAGAUAAUUUUGUAUAUCAAUUCUGGGAUGUAUUUUAAAUGUAGCUUUCGAUUUAACUCAAAACGAACUAAACAAACUCUAGAUGUCCAAUGAACUGACCCUUAUUUACCUAUGCCUCUUUACUCCAUCUGUGGCACAGACCGUUAACAAGAAUGUCCCAUUGAUCUCAGUCCUGUGCUUUCCUUUCCAGUUGCUUUCAUGUGUAUCCCAUAUUUUGCGAGUCUGCCUCUAGCUCGCUUCUCCAUGUUUUGUUUGGCCCUCCUCUCUUUCUGUUACCCCGUGGAUUCCAUGUCAAGAAAUGUCUGUUGAUGUUAUUUAGGGGUUUUCGGAGAUUGUGCCCUAUCCACUUACAUUGCUUCCUUAUGACGUCUUCAUCAUAGGGCGCCUGGUAUGUACUUUCCAGUAAGUCGUUGUUGGUGAUGGUGUUUGGCCAUUUAAUGUUCAGGAUCUUUUAAAUCAGGUUUUAUGAAAGUUUAUGCAGUCUGCGUAAUGAUCGCUGUUUCACUCCACGUUUCGGCUUCAUAGACUAGGACUGUCUUGCAAUGUGUGUUAAAGAUUAUAACUUUGGUUUGAAGAGUCAGCUCCUUUGACUCCGAUAUUUUCUUUUAUAGCGCAAAUGCUAACCUAGCCUUUCCAAUGCUAGCCCUAAUAGCGAACCCCAGCUCACCACUGAAUUGACCCUAGCCUACCACUGAAUUUACCCUAACUCACCACUGAAGUUACCCUAGCUCAUCAAUGAAUUUACCUUGACCUACCAUUGAAUUUACCGAAGCUCACAACUGAAUUUAUCCUAGCUCAAAUAUUAAAAAUACACCAGCUCACUACUGAAUUUACCCUAGCCGACCACUGAAUUUACCCUAGCUCAUCGCUGAUUGCACCCAUUUGCAAUCUUGAAUGAAUAUCUAUAAUAAUCUGAAGAAGUAAUCAUGAAAAAAAGAGACUGCGCAUAGAACUUGAAUGGGUUUUUUUUCCAGACAAAUGUAAUGUUUCUGAUAGACUGAACCCCACUAUGACGUCAACACUUGCGUGGCGAGUGUUUGGGUUAAAAUAGCCUAACAAAAACCACAGCAGAAUUGUGGAGAAAAAAAAAAAGGGGGGGGGGGGGCGGAAUUCAAAACAUUUGGAAACAUCAAAAUUUCGCCGCUUCGUUUGAAAAGAAAUGGCUGUUGUGAAUAAGACAAUAACUGUCCCAAUCUUAUGUAUCGAGGAUGUUAUUUCCUUAAGUCAAUAUUGCGAUUAACCAGAGUUUUUGUUAAUAAGACAGUGACUACCCAUUGUAUCCAUUAUGUUAGUUUCAUUAAGUCAAUAUUGAGAUUAACCAGAGUUGUUGUUAAUAAGACAAUUACUACCCAUUGUAUCCAUUAUGUUAGUUUCAUAACGUCACUAUUGAGAUGAACCAGAGUUACCUUCUCUUUUCAUAUCUAGUUAUCCCCUCCUGCCUUACAUCGCUCCGGGAGCUGAGAAUUUCCGGCCACCAUGUGACUGUCACUAAACGAGUUGUCACGUGACUGCACGUGGGAGGAGACGCGACGGCAAUCUGUCCUGGACAAUAACAUGUCAUGUUUUGGAAAGGACCCUUUAAAAACAAACAAAGAAACAAACAAACAAAACAGAAAGAAAUCGUCAUGUUAUGUAAAAAAUAAUGCUGCCAUGCC
Molecule: messenger RNA, 11786 nt
Organism: Lymnaea stagnalis (great pond snail)
Lineage: Eukaryota; Metazoa; Mollusca; Gastropoda; Lymnaeidae
Source: the annotation of a GenBank genome assembly